This is a messenger RNA of Cyprinus carpio (common carp), 8003 nucleotides long. Its product is annotated as immunoglobulin superfamily DCC subclass member 4-like. The record is from RefSeq and is a predicted model, not a curated record. NCBI's taxonomy places the organism in Eukaryota, Metazoa, Chordata, Actinopteri, Cypriniformes, Cyprinidae. Gene Ontology annotation, biological process: axon guidance; cell-cell adhesion. Gene Ontology annotation, molecular function: protein binding. Gene Ontology annotation, cellular component: plasma membrane; axon.
UUACAGGAAACUAGCGUGGAGUCGUCUACAUGGAAAGGGGGUGUGUGAGGAUAGUGGCAGCGUUUCAUGCAGCUCCAGUGGACACCUAAAGCGGGACUCACUGGUGUGUGUGUGCGCGCGUGUAAGGAGAGCUAACACACACUCUCACACACUUAACAUUUGGACACAACAUGGCGAUGAGGCGCCGAGAGACACGACGACUCUUCCCCGACUAACACAACCAUGUUAUGUUUAUAGGUGGGGAAAGCGCGCGACAGGGAAAUACGUGAAAUUACGCGCAACUAAUUAAACCAGAAGAGAUUUUUCCCGAAUUCCAUUAUAUGUAUGUAGCUGUAGCGGUCAUAUAAAGCACACACUGCUUUACCCCGCUGCUGGAAAUCAAACGCUAUACAUGGCGGUGGAGAAUAUCUGGUUCUUCUGUCUACUUUCUCUCGGUUACUGUGGAUUAUCCGUGCAAGAGAAGCCCAUAUCCGUGGAGCUGAGCUGUGGUGCUGGUCCUGUCCAUGUGGUUCUGGAGCCUGAUCACCCUUUGCUGCUGGAAUGCCACCUGGGGGCCAGUGAGUCCCCCCUCAACGUGACCUGGCUGCGGGAUGGGGUGCUUCUCUCAGAAAGCCAGACCAUCCGGCCUUUGCCCAACGGGUCUCUACUCAUCUUGCCCUCUUCCACGGAUGGCCAGGCUCCAGUGGGUGUGGAGGGCGGAUACAGUUGCCUAAGUACCAGCUCGACAGGAGCGCUGACCAGCCGGGCUCUCACCCUGCAUCUCGCCAGCUUGUCCCGUUUUCUUCAGGAUCCUGAACCUCAGGUUGUGCCAGUAGGUGGCACUGCCCGGUUUGAGUGCUAUGUAGAUGGCUUGCCCACCCCAAGUAUCACCUGGGAGAAGGACCAGGCACCCCUACCUGCACCCACACAACCUCUAGAACCAUCCAGGUAUAUAUCUCUUCCUAAUGGGGUGCUGCAGAUUUUAGGGGUCACUAAAGAAGACGAAGGCUUGUACCGCUGCUUGGCCUUCAACUCUGCCCGCACGCGCUUCAGCCAAGAUGCUUCUCUCACAGUUAGCCCAGGUGCGUCUCAGGAGAGUGAGGUGGUGAUUGUGGCUCCACCACGGAACUCUACAGUGGUCAUGGGUCGUCCGGCUGUGAUGGAGUGCAUGGCUCAGGGUGAACCCAAACCUUUCGUAUCAUGGAGUAGACAGGAUGGGAAGCCUAUAGCUACAGAUGUGGUUGUCUUGGCAACCAACCUUGUGAUUCCUGACACCCGCAGUCACCAUGCUGGAGUGUAUGUGUGUCGUGCCAACAAACCCAAGACCAGAGAUUUCGUCUCAUCUCCUGCUGAACUUCGAGUACUGGCUCCACCAGUCAUCCUCCAGCCCCCAGAGGCGGUGUCCCUGUCCCGGGGGAAUACAGCUCGGUUUGUGUGUAAUAGUUCUGGUGACCCUCCCCCUGCUCUGCGCUGGCUCAAGAAUGGUGAACCGGUCCAAUCUAAUGCCCGGGUUAAGACUCAGAACCCUGGAGUUCUCCUCAUCAACCAGCUGCGGCUGGACGAUGCGGGAUACUACCAGUGUAUCGCUGCCAACAGCCUGGGCACUGCCUGUGCCACUGCCAAGCUGUCUGUCAUCGUGAGGGAGGGGCUGCCUAGCCCUCCUCGUCAUGUGUUGGCCAUACCCCACUCUAGCACUUCUGCACUGCUCACCUGGGACCCACCUGAACAUAACAGUGACCAGAUCAUUGGAUUUUCAGUACACUACCAACGCACGGCAGGCUCAGACAAUAUGGAGUAUCAGUUUGCAGUGAAUAAUGACACAACAGAGCUGCACGUAAAGGAGCUGCUCCCUCACACAGCCUACACUUUCUAUGUGGUGGCCUACUCGCUCAUGGGGGCCAGCCGCCCGUCACUGCCCGUUACCGUGGAGAUGCUAGAGGAUGUUCCCAGUGCUUCUCCACAGCUGUCCCUGCUGAGUACAUCUCCCACUGACAUCAGAGUCAUGUGGCUACCUCUGUCCUUGCACCUGAGCCGCGGAGCCAUCACACGCUACCGCAUUGACUACAGAGCGCUGGAGCAGGUGGAUCACAUAUACUCUGUGGAAGUGGGUGGGAAUGAGACACAGGUGACUCUAAAGGAUCUGAAACCAAAUCAAACAUACCAGCUCCGGAUUGCGGCGGGAACACGAGCUGGGUUUAGUCAGUCUUCUGAGUGGGCCUCGCACCACACACCAAACCUUACUCAGGUGCUCUUUGCUCCCACUGAGCUCAAAGUGAGAGCCAAAAUGCAUUCCCUCCAUGUCACAUGGCAGCCACCGCCCAAUCACACUCAGAUCACCGGCUACAAGCUUUCCUGGCGGGAAUUGGAUGGAGAGGAGCUGGCCAAUGAGGAGAAGCCUAUGAUCAAUGAGCGGAUUCAGCAGAUCAAACUGAGGAAGAGAGUUAAACACCAUGAGGUCACAGGACUUGCUCCUGAUGGGCUGUAUGAGGUGAAGGUUUGGGCGUUUAAUAAACAGACAGAGGGAUAUCCUGCUGUCUGGAAGGGCAGAACAGAGAAGCUCACACGAGUGAGGACAACAGACUCUCUCCCACCAUUGCCACCCAUCAGCGUCAGAGCUCGUGCAAACAGUUCCACUUCUAUCUGGCUCCGCUGGGAGAAACCACACUUUAGCAAUGUGCGAAUCAUCAACUACACUAUACGCUGCAGCCCCGCAGGAAUACGCAAUGCAUCGCUGGUCUCAUACUAUACCAGCUCUUCUCAGGAGAUUUUACUGGAAUCACUGAAGCCCUUCACAAGCUAUGAAAUUGCUGUGCAGUCUAACGGAGCUGAUAUGAGUGGCCCUUUCAGCAGCACAGUGGAAGAACCCACACUUCCAGACAGACCCUCCUCUCCUCCUCUGGAUAUGCAGUUGAGUGCGCUGGAUUCAUACUCUGUUCUUGUGAGCUGGCGCCCUCCACUGGAGCCAAAUGGUGUCAUUUUGUCCUACUGGAUCCUCUACACUGGCAACAUCAGCCAUCCAGAUCACCUGUGGAUACACCUCACACAUGACGGUUCUGUUAACAGUGCAGAGGUCCAAGGCCUGAUGAGUGGGAUGCGUUAUUAUUUUAAGAUGGGGGCCUGCACUGAAGUUGGGGUGGGACCAUAUUCACCUGUGAAGGAUGUCUUAACUCCUCCAAAGAAAUAUGAGCUGGAUAUCCAUGCUGUGACUGGUAUCAUAGUUGGAGUGUGUGUUGGUCUGCUCUGCAUCCUACUCUGCAUGUGUGUCAGUUUCCGCAAUGGAAAAACACGCGAUGUGUCUGGUGGACUUGACUCAAGUUCUUUGAGUCCUCAGUACAGGAAGGGUGCCCGUCCAGUGCCUGCUACUGCGCCUGACUGCAGUGACUGCCAUGAGUUGGAAACCCUCAUGCCCUCUAGUGCACAAGACCCCAACAAACCCCUCACAGACCUCACCGAGCAACAGAGUCUCAUGGGUAACAUAGAAGGGGCUGACGAUGGCCUUGAAGAAUCCAAGCCAGCCUGGAAUGGAUCCGUUAGUCGGAACUGGGCCAAUAGGAUCACCAGAUACAGAGAUACUAUAACUGAGGAUUCUUCUGCUCUCAUUAAUGGAGCUCUUGAGGGACUACCGUCAGAGAACAAUAAGAGCGGGCACGUGGAGAGGCUGUAUUCCCUCAGCAAGAACCAGGUGGAGGCUGAAGUCAUCGUGCAUUCACAGCUGUCUAACACGACGGUUGACCAGGGUCCACAAAGCGACAUGGAGCUCUCUUUGGAGACUCCAUUUUCCAAGCACCCAUCUCCUGGAGAGAAGGCAACUCCCACAUCAAACCCACAUCCAACUUAUGCUCACAGCAAGAACAACCAUGAAACUCAAUCUCCAUCUCCAGCCCCCAGCACUCACAUCUCAGAAGUACUGUCCAAUCACAAUGGACCAUUUGAAAGUGGACUCAGCCAGCCGACAGUGGGCAGUGCCAAAAACCAAGGUGUGGGGCUUACUAAUGGCUUCCAUUCAUCCAAACCCCUUUGUCCAAAGGCAGAGACCCUGGAGAAUGGGGUCCACAGGCUGUGCCCUACAGGAAAGGUUCUGCCCUCACCAGGUCUCCCCGCCUCCCCCUCAUCCCUUGCCAGCUCUGGCCUUGUCCACUCUACCUCAGGGGUGCAUAACUAUGUGUACCCCUAAGCUGGAAGGAGGAAAAGUGUAAUAAAUGAUGUUCCUAAAGUUCUAGGACAGAGAAGGACAACAGAGUGGCACCUUCCUGCUGGAGAAGUUGAUAUUUUCUCAUAGCCACGCACGCCUCUUCUCUUGGCUGUUUUAUUGCAAACUUUUGGUUCCAUUAUUUUAUAUGUAUGUACACAUAGAAUAUUUUUUUUAGCACUAGUCUCCAUGGAAAUGCAUUUUAGGGCAUACCAGUGGUACACUUUAACCCCUCUUUGUGUGCAUGUACGGAAUGUGCUGAAGUGAAGUGGUUUAUAUGUUUACAUGCACACGUGAAGUCAGAGGGUUCUUACACUGAGGUGAAGUCAAAGGACCCUGAAAUCAGCCCUGCAUAUGGAAACAGAACUCAUUCACAGGACGAACAUCACGAGAUCAGUGCCAAUGGGUGAAGAUCUUGUCAGAGAAGAUAACCCUGCCACAAAGUACCACUUCCUGCUGUCUCAGGGUCACCACACAUAAACGCAAACACAUGGAUAUUGCGUAUCCAUCUAUUCCAGGUUUAAAGGGAUUGUUCACCCGUAAAUGAACAUUUUGUCAUUUACUUUUGCUCGUGUUGCUCCAAACCUGUGCAUGGACAAAAAUGUUGUUGUUUUUUUCUGCAGAAGUAAGAAAAUCAUACAGGUGUGGAACAACUUGAGGUUGAGAAAAUGAUGACAGAAUUUUCAUUUUUGGGUAAACUGUCUCUGUAACUUGAUCAGAUCAGAGGUACAUUUUCGCAUACAUACAUAAGCAAACAAACCAGAAUACAAUACAAAUAAAAACACACAUUCCCUGACUGGAGCGUAGUGUCUCAGGAGUCUCAAAUUUAAAGUGCAUGUGUAUAUACACGGUUGCUGUAUCAAAUAAGAAAAAAGGAACAAUACAAAAGGAACACUAAGAGUCCAUAUACAUUUUCUGUCAUUUCAACUCUGAGUGUACCUGUAAAUACACAUUGAUUCAUGCUCCAAGUUUUUCUCAGUCAACAGCACUACCUCAUUUCUUUACAGGAUUGUUUUUUUUCCUGUGUGAUUUUAUGAGUAUAGUAUAGGCGGAUUUGAAGCCGUCUGAUUCAUAGCCUUUGGAUAAUAGCAGAAUCUACUGCCCUUCUCACUCUGUGUCUGUAUUCUUGUGUAACGGUUACUCAAACUUUCACCUGUGUGCAAGCAUAUGUCAUCUGCUUGUGUAGUCCUUUGCUAUGGAAAAAAAAGAAAAAAAUGGGGUAUAAACACAGUGGAAGGCAAACCACACGGUUAAAGAUCUACCUGUUGACAUGCCAGUCAUCUCUUUUUCUCAGGAACUUCUACGCAGGGAGUCUGAGAAGAACAUUUUCCGCCAAACUAGGAAAUGGCCUCCAUCUCUCAGAGGUCUUGUCCUGUACCUUAUUCUUUGUCCUCAGGCCACGCGUCUGUCACCAUUCAGAGUUCAUCUGGAACUGUAAAUAAAUUUUAUCCUCCAUGCAAAAUCGUUUUAUUGCUGCUGAGAGCAGGAUCUGUAUCUGUUGCGCUUCCUUUUUAUGCAUUUUAAACGCUUAUUUAAAGUAGUUUCUUUUAUGUUAGCGCUGUUAUAUUGGAAGAUAAACAUCAACAAACUCUCAAAAUCCUUCAUGUCAUUGACAGGACUGCCCAUGAUGCCACUCUCAUUCUAGUCGAGCUCAGUCAUUGCCACAGUUCAGCUGAUUGUCUUUGUCUAUUUCAAUAACUUCACUGAAUAGUGCUUUGGUGCUAGAGCAAGACUAGGUUACUUUUAAGAUGGUCUUUUGAACAUUCCAGUUUUUGUAUGCGCAGCAGGCCAAACUCAGGGCUGAUCAUGUUGGAAAUGAAGAUGAUGAAUGUCUGAAUUACUCUGGCUGCUUGUUUAAUAAUUACAUUAAGUAAGCAACUCGCAUGUCGUCUGUUGUCACACUUCUAGAUGUAUAGUGACCAGUCAACAACUCAACAACAAAAAGUCUUUAGCUUUAGACUCGGUGCUUUUACUGAGAUUAUAACAUUUUUGUCCAAUAUGCUUCAUGCCAGUUCUGUGUUAAAAGGAUAGUAAACCUAAAACAGAAAAUUUUGACAUUAUUCACUCAUCCUCAUGUCGUUCCAAACCUGUGUGAAGUACUGCUGCAAAAAGAAGAUAUUCUGAAGGAAGUUUCCUGAACAACAUUGGUCCCCAUGCAAUGACUUUCAUUGUGUGGACAAAAAAUGUAUAUCUUCUUUUGUGUGCUAAAUGGUCGCAUCAUUUAAAUUUUUGGGUAAAAGAUCCUUUCAAACGGCAUAAAUUAGUUUUUAAUUUUCAUAAACAGUUGUCACAAAAAUAAUUUUUGUUCUUUUCUGAUAUGUUUGAUGUCACACAUACAGUCUUAGCUUUGCUCCAGAGUCUUCUACAUCAGAUUAUAGUGUUUAGCACGUCCCACCUUCAGCAUUAGGAAUGUGUGGGGGAAAUAAACCUCUUGUUUUGUCUGAAAUUAAGGAAAUUGUGGUUUUGCCAGGGUCAGCAGAUGUCUUGUCUCUCUCAGAUAUGCAUUUUAUUGUUCAGAAUCAGCCCUUCAGGAUAAGUUAAUAUUCAGAUACCUCAUUUGCUGCUUGUUAAUUUAAUUGCAGUUAUAUCUUCAACACGGUACAAAUGUUUAAAGAUUUAGUACUUUUGAUCAUCGUGUGUUUGGCAGCAGAGUUUUCUUAAACUGGAUAAGUCGGUUGUCACAUUUUACCUCAUUUUGAAGCUUCAGACUGGUUUUUGCUCCACAUGGUUGUCACUUAUCUGGAUAAAUAUUUGGCAUAUUGCAGAGGAGAGUAGCAAAAUGCAUGAAAUGCGAGUUCAGAUGUCAAGCCAUACCUCUCAAAACAGACACAUGGUGGCAUAUGGGCCAUUUUUAUACUGUGCGUGUAAUCUGUGCUUAUUGCUCAGGUGCCCUGUCUUUGCAUAAAAACUCUGGAGGAAUGCAACAGCUUACUCUGAUGUAAAGCAAGUGUACACUGAAGUAUAAAAACCUCACCUGUCCUCCUGGAAAAUGAAGGCUUUUAUGACAUGGGAAAAGCAACAACAAAUAUUAAAACUGAUGCACAGACAUUUCUCAAAAGAAAUCAUGUAUUCUAAUGGCUGUUUUUUUCUGGUGCUUCGUGGUGACCUUUCUAUUCUGGUGAUGUAAGAAUUCAUCCUUUUUUGUACUUUCCCCACUCAACCAGCAGACCUGUGCUUUUCUGAGAUUCUCAGCACACAUACUGUGGACACAUUUGUGUGACACCAGCAACAGUAUGGUCUCUGACAUCUGUCGAUUAAAUGUGAGAGACAACAUCAGUCUCAGCACAAACACACAACUAUGCCGACCCAGUAUGAUUACAGCAUGUGUCCAUCUGUUAUUUGUUUGUAUGCUCUCAUGGCCUUCUUUUUAAAAUCAGAUCUAAAGAUUGUAAUGGUUUUAAGACACAGGUGAAGAGAUUGAAGAAUUCAUUGACCAUUUAGUUUCUAUUUCUGAGAUAUGGUAAUAUUGUUUGACCCUCCCAUAGAAAUGUUAUACUCUACUCUGUAGCUCGUUUUCUGCUCUGUGGCAUUAGUUUUUCAAAAUCAGAAUACAUAAGAAACUGUCAGUUUACUCACUAAGACUGAAUCUAAACUUUUUAACUGGAACAAAUGUGCCCUAUGAAUAACUGAUGCGGUGAAAUUAUAUCUGAUGACUGAUCAAAUGUUGGUACUCAAUUAUAUCAUAUACGUGAGCUGUGAAGUUUGAUAUCAGAUGGAGGGAUGCAAUGGAGGACAAUAUGAUAUUAUAAUGUUUAUGUUCCUCUGUCACUGUCUCUGUGAGAUUUGCAGCAGUCUCUGCAAACUUGUACUAUGUAAAUAAACAUCUUGAUAACAA